This is a messenger RNA of Oikopleura dioica, 594 nucleotides long. The record is from the annotation of a GenBank genome assembly. NCBI's taxonomy places the organism in Eukaryota, Metazoa, Chordata, Appendicularia, Copelata, Oikopleuridae.
AUGAAAUUUCUGUCAAUUUUCGUUUUUAUUAUUGCCAGAGCAAAGAAAAAUGGAGACGAAAAGGAAAGUCUUGGUCAAAUUGAAGGAGGGCUUCUCUUGUACGCAUUUGGAAAUAUUGAAGAAACCAAGAUAGAAAAACCUCUACCCAAUUCAUCUGGGCCAGAAACAGCUAGUCAUGAUGCUCUCUUCAAAUUUAUGUCUUCAAGACUAACUUGCAUGACUUGCAGUAGCAGAAAUUAUAACGAAUGCUCUUCUGAAGGUUUUGCGCAAGAGUGCCAAGAAAACGAGCAGUCUUGCCAGAUCGAAAUUCGAAAAAGAGGCCCGAAAGUAGAGUCGGUCAAAAUGGGCUGCAAAGCGCUUGAUGCAUGUCUCGCCAAUAAGUCUCAAAACUUCAGAGGAAGAUUCGCCGAACAUCAAUGCAAACCAAGAAAGUGGCAGAAAGCAACAAGCGUUUGCCGACAGUGCUGCGAUUCCGGGAAGAAUUGCUUUGGAGACAACGAGGAAUCCUUCAAAUUGGGUGCAGAAGACGAGAGAAGAGAAAAAUGGGAAAAGGAUUUUACUACUGAGAAAAAUGCCUUUUUAUUUGAGAAAUAA